Contarinia nasturtii (swede midge) is the source of this 664-nucleotide messenger RNA. RefSeq lists its product as uncharacterized. The record is from RefSeq and is a predicted model, not a curated record. The transcript is spliced from 4 exons. Gene Ontology annotation, cellular component: centrosome; ciliary basal body. Lineage: Eukaryota; Metazoa; Arthropoda; Insecta; Diptera; Cecidomyiidae. The coding region runs from base 88 to 519 and encodes 143 amino acids.
AAAUAUGACAUCUAUUAGAAAAUUGGUGAAUUAAACGAAAACUCAAAAUUCACAGUGAGGCAAAAAUAAAUUUGUAAACAAAUCAAAAUGUCAAAUUUGAAUUAUUUUCACUGGCAUCGAUCUGUUUGGGAAAACUUCAACAAAAGUGUUGAAACGCGGCCAAAAAAAAAUCGAAUCCCAUUUAAAAUGUCUGAAUAUGGAGCAAACCUUCAGUCGAACAUCAUGGAAUUGGUUAAAUAUGUUGAAAAUUUUAAAAACCAACGACAAAAAUUGGAUGAGUCAAUUCGUUGCGGAGAGUCGGAGCAAGCGAAGAUGGUCGAAGAACUUGAUUUGUUGCAAGAAAGAUUGAAUUUGAAAAUGGAAAAACUGAACGCAAUGAAGAGUCGACGAGACGAUCUGAAUCGAAAAUUAGACGAAACUGAAACGCAUUUAAAACAGUUAUUGGACACAAGUGAUGUUGUACUAAAUUAUAUUAAACGAGAAACUAGCUCGAUCAACAAAAAAAUUGAUCUCUCAUGAAAUGUAUGCAGUCACUGUUCCGUUCAGUUCAUCAUUUAUUCCAAUAGAUGAAUUCCAACAAUAAUAAGUGCCUUAUUUAUUUAUAACAAAGACAAAUUAAGCUUAAAUAAAAUACUUGUGUCAGUAAAUGUCAGUUAAAACUUAA